This is a messenger RNA of Bursaphelenchus okinawaensis, 1363 nucleotides long. NCBI's taxonomy places the organism in Eukaryota, Metazoa, Nematoda, Chromadorea, Rhabditida, Aphelenchoididae. The record is from the annotation of a GenBank genome assembly.
AUGGAAACUUUGAAUUUUGGACCUUUGAUCCAAAGCAAAGCAGAUUCGACGGUUGGUUUGAUUGUUCCGAAAUGGUACUACCCCAAGUCCGAUCUCAUGAGGUCGCCGAGUAUAUUGGGAGGAUAUUCGUACGAUAGAGAGCAGAAUUCACUUCGACAAGCAGCUGCAUUUGGUCGAGAUUUGGCGUUGAGGAUGAAUGAGAUACCGAACACGGCGAAAUUGUAAGUAUUGGUUUUCUUUCUUGGUUUUUAUGCUUGAAAAUGUAUGAAAGGUGUUGAAAAAUGGAUGGGUAAGGUGGUGGAAAACAAUAUUUUUAGAAACCAUAAAGAAAUUUUUGUUUAUAAGCAGUUUAUGUUAUGAUACCAGGUUUUUUGCAAUUUUAUCGUUUUAACUGGAAGACUUAACUUUUUGAUCUUUUAGAUCAUCGUUAUGCAUAUCAGUUGCCAUUAUUCAGAUGAGGAGAUUUUUUUUAGUAAACAGGCUAUCAGAUUACGACCCUCGUGUAAGUUUAUGCCUAAUUAAAGAUCUUUAAAAAUGUUAAUCCAAACUUACACGAACACACUUUCUAUGUUUAAAGCUAGCAUAGACUUGGAAGUAUAUAUUUAUAUAUUUGGAUAACCUAUAUUCUAAAUUUUGAAUGUUGUUUUAGGACGUGAUAACAUCAACCAUGUUCUUGGCCUCAAAGUCAGAAGAAUGCCCGCGAAGAUUGAAGGACCUUGUCCUAUGCUUCUAUCGAUUAAAAGUGGAAGUCGACUGCCCGAAAGAUCUGUGGGAGCUCAAUUCCAAGCUGGAUAAGAAGACAUAUGAACACGUAGCAGCGUAUCUUGUAUGGCUCGAGAAUGUGAUACUUCAAACUACUGGAUUCGACUUCAACGUGGAAGUACCCCAUCCAUUUGUGUUGAAGAUGUGUGAAACCUUCUUUCCAGACGAUCAUUUGCCACGAGAGAUCGGGUUUUGGUUGGCUACGGACAGUUUACACAUGACCGACUGGUCUGUCCGCUACAGACCAGAGACUGUGGCUUGUAUUGUGAUAUUCGUGAUGGUAAUGUGGAAGGAGGUCGAUAUACCAACGAUACGAGUGGUGGUGAAUGGGGAGACGUUAACCAAGAGAUUCUUUGAUGUAAAAUGCGAAUUGAGCUACGGGGAACUGUUAGGUACGGCUAUUGAAAUAUAUCUGAUUUUUUUAUUUAUUUUCUGAACUUAAAUCUAUAUCAUUGUAGACAUCACGAACGAGUACACGGAGAUACUGAAAGAGAACCAGUCGAACCGUUUGCUGGCCAUUACCAAGUACCGUGACGCGGAAAUUAGGCAGAAAACCGAGUUGAAUACGAGUAAAAAUGAACGGGAACCGGGUGAAAUAUAA